Aspergillus pseudotamarii is the source of this 1248-nucleotide messenger RNA. RefSeq lists its product as uncharacterized. The record is from RefSeq and is a predicted model, not a curated record. The coding region runs from base 1 to 1248 and encodes 415 amino acids. NCBI's taxonomy places the organism in Eukaryota, Fungi, Ascomycota, Eurotiomycetes, Eurotiales, Aspergillaceae. The transcript is spliced from 6 exons.
AUGCAUUCUAGCAGGGAUCUACUACCGAGACAAGCAGCAUCGGUAGAUCACCCCAGCGACAGUCGAGCUCCACACAUCCUCGCCAUUAUCGGAUCCCUGACAGGUCUAUCGGGCUUACUGGUCGCAUUACGCUGCUAUGUACGCCUCUUUGUCCUCCGCAAGUUUCUCCCAGAUGAUGGAGUAAUCGUUGUAUCCUUGUUAUGCGCCUUCGGGGUCCUAGCUUGCUUCGUUGGCGAGUCACACCAUGGAGUCGGCCUCUAUUCCGAUGACAUCAAGUCGGGAGAUUUCCAGAUCCUCAGCGAGUACAUGUUCUACCACGCCAUUGUCAUCGUGCUUGGUAUAAGUCUGGUCAAGGUUUCGUUGGCGCUCUUCUUGCUCCGGUUCGCUUCGCCCAACAAGAGCCUGAAACGGUUCAUUAUCGGAGCACUUGUGUUUCUUAUUAUCUUUACCAUUGCGUGUAUCUUGACGUUGAUCUUCCAGUGUCUUCCGGUUCGAGCGGCAUGGGAUUUCUCGCUAAGACAAAAUGCCAGGUGUUACUCGAUGAAGACUUAUCUGUCAAUUGGAGAAUUCAAUAGUGCAAUCAACAUCGCGACGGACUUUGUAUUCGCGACACUACCCGCAUUCAUGUUCUACAAGGUUCAAGUAAACAAACGGACCAGGGUCUCGUUGAUGGGUAUCCUCAGUCUUGGUUAUUUGUGUGUGGUUCUCUUCUUCAUGAACCUUAACCUAUCUAUCUAUACCUUCCAGCUAACCAAAGAGACUCACAGCGCCUGCGCAGCCGGAAUUGUGAAGACCGUUCUCCAGAGCCAAAUCUUCGAUGAGCCAGAUCCAUAUCGUGAAUGCCAAUACCUCAUUUGGAAUUGCAUCGAGCUAAAUGUCGGUAUCAUUGCCGCGUCGUUCCCGACUAUCAAGCCCCUCGUGAAAUCUGUCAUCGGGACAACGCUGAGUUUCACCAGUGGUGUACGCAGCGGGAAACGCAACGGACAAGGAUAUCAUGGGAGGUCGAGUUAUAUUAUGCAUUCGCUCCAGCAGAACCGGACCGUGAAUGAAGACCAGAAGUAUAGUGUUCAGAUCGGGACCCUUGAUGAAUCUGAUAGGGGGAGUGAAGAGAAUUUGACUCAGCGACCUCGUCGUGGGUCUCUAUCGAGGAUAAUACAGACUACGGAGGUAAUUGUACAUAGUGAGGAAAGUGCUGAUCUUGGGGUUAUGAGGAUUGGACCGGCGAGGACUGUUGAUGAUCGUGUAUGA